Microplitis mediator is the source of this 2336-nucleotide messenger RNA. RefSeq names its product synaptic vesicle glycoprotein 2B-like. Gene Ontology annotation, cellular component: membrane. The transcript is spliced from 10 exons. Lineage: Eukaryota; Metazoa; Arthropoda; Insecta; Hymenoptera; Braconidae. The coding region runs from base 541 to 2115 and encodes 524 amino acids. The record is from RefSeq and is a predicted model, not a curated record. Gene Ontology annotation, molecular function: transmembrane transporter activity. Gene Ontology annotation, biological process: transmembrane transport.
UUUCUUAAAAAUUAAACAUUUUUAAGCAUGCGCAUUAAUUUGUUUAAACAUUUAAUAAAAAGUCAAUGUGGCGUUUUCGUUCUUCGAAAUUAAAUAGAGAACGAAAGCGAACUUUCUAUCAAAGUGAAAUUAAAAUCAUCAUUUAUUGACAUUGAAUAAAAAUAAUAUUUUAUUCAGUUCUAUUUGUUGUCAGUUAAAAUAAUAUAUGUAUUGUAUAAGUUGAUAGAUACAAUAUUGUCUUACAUUAUGUAAAAGAAUCUGUGUAUAAGAAUGUAUUGGUACGGAAAAUUGUUGCUCUGUUCUUUAAAUUACAACGAAUAAUACCAAGACAUAAAUAGAAAAAAAUACUAAUUUCCGGAUGGUAAUGAAAACGAUAUGAGUAAGGAUUUUUUUUUUCGUCAGGAUGUGGGGGCAUAAAAAAUUAUCGUGUAAUAUCAUCCCAUGAGAGUUUUUGUCAUCAGUAGUUUCUGGACGGUCGUAGAUGAAUAUUUAAUUUUUUAAAUAUAUUUAUAAUUCAGAAAACUCGAUUAUUUUAUCGCAAUGGAUAAGAAAAAUAAAUCAGAUAUAAAAAAUGAAAGUGUUGAUUUCGAAACGGCUAUUUCAUUGUGCCAAUAUGGGAAAUUUCAUUACAGUAUUGUAUUAUUAUGCGGUCUUAUAUUUUUAUUUGGAGGAUGUCAGAGCGGAAUAAAUGCUUACAUUAUUCCCGCAGCAGAAUGUGAUCUUAACUUAAACUCUCAUCAAAAAGGACUCAUCAAUUCAGCAUUUUUAAUUGGCGGUAUGUCAAGUUCAUUUCUUUGGGGGAUAUCGGCUAAUGCUUAUGGCCGGAAGAAGAUUCUUGUUGGUACUUUAUUAACUGAUAGCCUUCUCACGUUUUUAUCGAGUCUUUCUCAGAGCUUCGAGGUUCUCGUUGUCUUCCGAGCACUCGCUGGUUUUUUAAUCGGUGCUCCAGGUUCAUUAAUUUAUAAUUAUCUCGGAGAAUUUCAUCCGUCUAAAUUACGCGUUAGAUGCAUUUGUAUCAUCGGUUUUUGUUGGACAUCUGCUUCAUUAUUAUUACCAGGUCUCGCAUGGUUUAUAAUUCCUCUUAAAUUUUCAUUUGAAUUCGCGGGUUUUAUUUUAAAUUCAUGGAGGCUUUAUCUCGGAUUAAUCGGAGUUCCAACUUUUAUCAUGGGAUUUAUACUGACGAUGUACCCGGAAAGUCCAAAGUAUUUAUUAUCUCGCGGUAGAAAACAAGAAGCCCUUGAGAUUCUUGGGCAAAUCUAUGCCGUCAAUACUGGACGAGACAAGUCCGACUAUCCUGUCAGGGAAUUGAAAAUAUCCAGUGAUGAGAUUGAUGACAAAAACGCGUUGGCUGUUAUAGCUGCGGAUUAUUGUGAUGAUCAGUCUAAUUUACUUGUCAUAAAAAAACUUUUAGCGGACGCAUGGCGACAAGUGAUUGCUCUGACGUCUCCUCCUUUAGUAAAAUGGGCUGUCUUAUGCUGGACUAUUUAUUUUACUAAUUUAUUUGGAUGGUACGGACUCGGCAUAUGGAUGCCGGAAUUACUGAAUCGGUUUGAAAAUUUCUAUCUUCUUCAUCCAAAUGUGACGACUGCAAGUAUAACUGAGCUGGUAUCGUUGAACACAACGUCUACAGCAAUACGUAGAUAUGACUGUGAAAACCAUAGUAUGAAUGAAAAAGUAUUUAUUAACACAUUAAUAAUAAACGCCGCAUGUUCAAUAGGAAAUAUUAUGUGUAUUUACUUAUCUAAUCACGUUGGACGACGUACCAUCCCCGUAACAACAUCAAUGGUAGCCGGUGCAGCGGGAAUUGCUUUGUACUUCGUUAAAUCACCAACACAAAUCAUAAUAAUAGCUGGUAUAUUUUCAGUAGCAAUGACUGCCGCAAAUAUUGUUUUGAAUAGUGUAAUUGUUGACAUAUUUCCAACUCAUGUUAGCGCACUCGCGAUGAGUAUGAAUUCAUGUUUCGGGCGCAUUGGUGCCAUUGUUAGUAAUAUCGCAUUUGGAUUACUUGUUGACGUCAGCAGCGAAGUACUCAUUUUUCUUGUGGCUGGUACUAUAAUCGCGGGUGGUCUGCUGUCGUUUUUACUGCCGCUAAAAAAAAAUCCUAAAAUAGUGUAAACUUAAUGAGUAAAUAAAUAAAUAAUUAAUAAUUAAUAAUUAAAAGUAAAUAAAAAAUACAAACGUUUUAAUAGUUAAUCUCAUGUAUAUUUUUUGUUUAAAAAGUUUUUUUAAUUUUUUUAGUUUUCAUAAAAAUCAAUAAAAUAAUCCAGUCAACUUUGUUUCAUCUUACAUAUAUAUACGUCAUUUGUUUUAGUAUAUUUAUAUUUUUUUUUUAGUCA